Odocoileus virginianus texanus is the source of this 3229-nucleotide messenger RNA. RefSeq names its product uridine-cytidine kinase 1 like 1 (gene UCKL1). Gene Ontology annotation, molecular function: kinase activity; ATP binding. Lineage: Eukaryota; Metazoa; Chordata; Mammalia; Artiodactyla; Cervidae. Gene Ontology annotation, cellular component: cytoplasm. The record is from RefSeq and is a predicted model, not a curated record.
UGCCUCCCUUCCUUGUCUGGGUGUCUGUGCAGGUGCCUCCGCACUGAGGCUCUCGCCUGACCUCUGGUCCACUUUGCCUUCUGCAGUCUGCAUGAAGGCUUCUUGUGCGCCUGGCCUUCCGGAAGGGACCGACUUUCCCUUUGUACUAGAGGUGCUGGUGGAUGAGUGAGCACCCUUUGGGCUCUCUCCUGGUGGGGUCCAGGUGGACACAGGUCUGGAGGCUGCCACUGGGCUAGUGGAAAGAAGCUGGCCUACUUGCUCAAAGCAGCGGGAAGGAGGGGGUCCUGUAGGGGGAUUCCCAGUGGGUGGGGUGGGCAACUGCAAGUCCCUGGAGCCUACUGCACCCCUUCAGGACUGCAUCCCCCCUGCCCCAGUUCUGUCUGCCCUGACUUCUGUUCCUGAGCUUGUCUGGGCCACCUACCCCCAGACCAGGCCCCAGUGGGCCAGCUACUCCCGCCUCCUCUGACUUCCUUUUACUCACUCGCCCAGGAAACUCUCCUAAAGCAGGUUGGGGCUCAGGGCCUCCUCCGCAGCCCUGAGACUGAGCAGGGCGGGUAGGGUGGGGGCCGGAGGGAGCAGCUCCAGGUGGGUGGGGGCAGACCUGUUACCCCAAGGUGGUGCACAGAAGGGGCUUCCUCUGAGCCAUGAAGCAGAGUAAAACUGGUGUAUGGACUGGAUUAAUCACAGGGAGGAGGCUGGGGACCUGAGAUGUGAGUGAAUACUGCAGCCACACACCAGAGGGCCUGCUCUUCCUCCUGCUGCUGGACUGGGGCGUGGCUGUGACCCUAGUUAAGCACUGAGCACUGAUAGUGGCCUUGAGGGAUGUGCUGGAGCCUUCCUGCAGGGGGAGGGGCGGGCAGUUAUUCUUGGAGGAGGCCUCAGGGGGGUAGAGUUUCAGGUUGUUUAUGCUUUCAGGAGGCACCUGGGGCAGGGGUGGGGCGCUCAGCUCAGCUCCGUGCUGAUAGCUCAGGCUAAAGACACCUUUGCUUUCCCUGUUUUGGGGUUGGGGGCCGUGGGCCCUGCAGCCCCUGGGAGGUGGGGUCUGGGACUUUCUCCAGAGUGUUCCGGAUGGGGUUCCUCAGCCAGCCCUGGCCGGGCAGCAUGCCAGCCUGAGCGCAGGAGGGGCAGCUCACCCCGAUGCUGGCCUGAGUCUGCCUGGCUGUUCUCCUCGGCAGGGUCAGUGCUAUUAAUAUCAGGCCAGUGCACAGCCCCAAGCUGGUGAUCCUCUUAUGCCUGUGGCCUCGGCCCCUGAGGCUGGUGGUGAGUGCUGUUGCUUCUCCUGGGGCCUCUCACCUGUUGGCCCCCCGACUCCCAGUGGGCAGCCUCUGCCAGCCAGGGCUCGGACCUCACUGCAGCUCUUCACUGGUUGUGUUGCCCACCCAUGGAGAGGCAGUUCAAGGGGCUCCUGAGCUGUCCUGGGGGACUGCUGGGAGCCUAAGAGGCAGUGCAGCGACAUCCCUGCACAGAACUGGGGUCAUCCUCCCAUCCCGGUCUCCCUCGUGUCCUGGCCAUGAGCAGCCCCCCAGCUUACCCUGGCAUCCGGGUGUCAGGGUGCUGGACCCUCGGAGCAGAAGGCAGCAGCAACGCGGAGUCCCUGGACAGGCUGCUCCCACCUGUGGGCGCGGGGCGCUCGCCAAGGAAGCGCACCACCAGCCAGUGCAAGUCUGAGCCGCCCCUCCUGCGCACGAGCAAGCGCACCAUCUACACAGCAGGGCGGCCGCCGUGGUACAAUGAGCAUGGUACCCAGUCCAAGGAGGCCUUUGCCAUUGGUCUGGGAGGUGGCAGUGCCUCCGGGAAGACCACCGUGGCCAGAAUGAUCAUUGAGGCCCUGGAUGUGCCCUGGGUGGUCUUGCUGUCCAUGGACUCCUUCUAUAAGGUGCUCACCAGGCAGCAGCAGGAGCAGGCUGCCCACAACAACUUCAACUUUGACCACCCAGAUGCCUUUGACUUCGACCUCAUCAUCUCCACGCUCAAGAAGCUGAAGCAGGGCAAGAGUGUCAAGGUGCCCAUCUAUGACUUCACCACCCACAGUCGGAAGAAGGACUGGAAAACAUUGUAUGGUGCAAAUGUCAUCAUCUUCGAGGGAAUCAUGGCCUUUGCUGACAAGACACUGCUGGAGCUCCUGGACAUGAAGAUCUUUGUGGACACAGACUCUGACAUACGCCUUGUGCGGCGACUGCGCCGUGACAUCAGCGAGCGGGGCCGGGACAUCGAGGGCGUCAUCAAGCAGUACAAUAAGUUUGUGAAGCCCGCCUUCGACCAGUAUAUCCAACCCACCAUGCGUGUGGCGGACAUCGUGGUGCCCCGGGGGAGCGGGAACACAGUGGCCAUCGACCUGAUUGUGCAGCACGUGCAUAGCCAGUUGGAGGAGGUGAGCAGUGCUGCCGUCUCUGACACCCAUUCCCUUGUGUCUCCUUGUCACUGCUGCAGCGUGAGCUCAGUGUCAGGGCACAGCGGGCGGGCGAGCUGCCCUUCCCUAACCCGGCGAAUGACCGCCACCUGCAGAGACCGGGAAACCAGCAGGGACGAGUUCAUCUUCUACUCUAAGAGGCUGAUGCGGCUGCUCAUCGAGCACGCACUCUCCUUCUUGCCUUUCCAGGACUGCGUGGUGCAGACCCCACAGGGUCAGGACUACGCGGGCAAGUGCUAUGCCGGGAAGCAGAUCACAGGCGUGUCCAUCCUGCGGGCCGGCGAGACCAUGGAGCCUGCACUGCGGGCCGUAUGCAAGGACGUGCGCAUUGGCACCAUCCUCAUCCAGACCAACCAGCUCACUGGGGAGCCCGAGCUCCACUACCUGCGGCUCCCCAAGGACAUCAGUGACGACCACGUGAUCCUGAUGGACUGCACGGUGUCCACGGGCGCGGCGGCCAUGAUGGCUGUGCGGGUGCUGCUGGACCAUGAUGUGCCCGAGGACAAGAUCUUCCUGCUAUCGCUGCUUAUGGCGGAGAUGGGUGUCCACUCGGUGGCCUACGCCUUCCCACGCGUUAGAAUCAUCACCACAGCAGUAGACAAGCGUGUCAACGACCUCUUCCGCAUCAUCCCUGGCAUCGGGAACUUUGGUGACCGCUACUUUGGGACCGACGCCGUCCCUGAUGGGAGCGACGAUGAAGAAGGGGGCUCCACUGGGUAGCCACCACCCGCCCCAACUCCCCCCGCCUCCCUGUCUCUCCUGAGGCUCAGAAUAGAGAUGUUAAUUUAUUUUAAUUAAAAAAAAGUGUUACCCUUGUAA